Rhodofomes roseus is the source of this 788-nucleotide messenger RNA. RefSeq lists its product as uncharacterized. Lineage: Eukaryota; Fungi; Basidiomycota; Agaricomycetes; Polyporales; Fomitopsidaceae. The transcript is spliced from 5 exons. The record is from RefSeq and is a predicted model, not a curated record. The coding region runs from base 1 to 576 and encodes 191 amino acids.
AUGGCAUCUCGACUUUUACUCACACUUGGCGCCGUGGCAGUCUGCGGAGCUCUCAACGAUGAGGCGAGCGCAUCACAAUCCUCUCCGCCCGAAUUACCGACCCGGACAGAGUCUUUCCAGCAGCAGGUCAAGCUGGAGCCGCCGAUCAUGUUCUUCCUGCAGAGCCCGCAGCGGUGCGGUAUGCCCCUCCAACAUGCUCUGACAGGCCAAUCUGCGAACCUGGUGGAUAGAGAUGAUCUGAUGUUCACCAACCGCGGGCCGUCCAUCUCAAUACGACUCAUGUGGCCCGGAUACACUCCGUGGAGCAGGCAGAUCCCCACCAGGGAUUUCGGAAUGGCUCCUCAGCCUAUUACGAAGUCCACGCUCGCGAAGUCCGUCGCAAAGGUAGUGCGGCAAUUCAUCGAGGAAGCGGGGACGUGCCAUUGGCACACAGAGGAGGAUGCGGAUCUUGCGUGGCGCGUUGGUACUGGGCACAUACAGCUGCAAGAUCUCUCGUUGAUCGGACUACAACAUGUCUCCAUGAGCAGUUGGCAGGCCUAUGUCGCCCUCCUCCCUGGACGUGUUCAAGCCAUCUGAUAGGCGUGCAGACAAGACUGCCUCAAUAGCUCAAAGUCAUCGGUCUUAUCGCCUUGUCGUUGGCGGCCUCCGGAGUUAACUGUAGUACACAGUUACACUGUACUCGACAUCUGUGCCACAAGCAUUGGACUAGCACUUCAUUCCAUACGGGUAGGCCCUGUAGUGACGUGGAAUCAGAUCUUGAACAGUCACACUGUGAAGUGAGCACUGGA